Molecule: messenger RNA, 204 nt
Organism: Dracunculus medinensis (Guinea worm)
Lineage: Eukaryota; Metazoa; Nematoda; Chromadorea; Rhabditida; Dracunculidae
Source: the annotation of a GenBank genome assembly
AUGGCACGUUUUCCUGAUUCUUAUCAAUUGAAGGAUGUAAAGUCUGAUGCUAAAGACCCAUUUAUAUCUCUUUCCUCAGCGACUCCUUAUCUCAAUAGCAAGCCUAUCCGUCUUAUGCCAUAUUUUAAAUUAAUUGAAGCCAUUCUUUUUUCGAAUGUAUCGAUUAUGAGGGGUUUUAUUCAUAUCGAUUAUGAGGAGUUUUAA